Molecule: messenger RNA, 1176 nt
Organism: Penicillium cinerascens
Lineage: Eukaryota; Fungi; Ascomycota; Eurotiomycetes; Eurotiales; Aspergillaceae
Gene: rad18
Product: E3 ubiquitin-protein ligase RAD18
Exons: 3
Coding region: 1-1176 (391 amino acids)
Biological process (GO): DNA damage tolerance; protein monoubiquitination
Cellular component (GO): Rad6-Rad18 complex; nucleus
Molecular function (GO): single-stranded DNA binding; ubiquitin protein ligase activity
Source: RefSeq, a predicted model, not a curated record
AUGGCGGAGCCAUUUGAUAUCCCCGACUCCACGGAUUGGCUAAAUACGCCACUUUUACUACUUGCGCCGCUGGAGAACUCUCUACGAUGCCAAAUCUGCAAGGACUUCUUCGAUAAUCCUGUUCUCACUUCUUGCUCACAUACAUUUUGCUCACUAUGCAUUCGUCGAUGCCUCAGUAACGAGGGCAGGUGUCCUACAUGCCGCCUCCAGGACCAAGAACUGAAGCUACGGCGGAACUGGAUCGUGCAGGAAUUGGUGGAGCAGUUCCAGAACGCGCGUGAACCCAUGCUCUCGCUUGCACGGAAGGAAGCGGCACGCCUUACGAAUGGAGGAGACGAUAUUCAACAGCCCGCGCCCAAGAAGCGAAGGGUUGGCUUUUUGGACCAAGACGAGGAGGCCGAAGCAGCGGAUCCAGGUUCGCAGCGAAUGCGCACUAGAUCACGCGGCGUGAAAGUGGAAGUGGCGAUGCAAGAGGAGGAGCCGGAGGUUAUUGAGGAUAGCCAGGAUGAUGACGAGGAUUUUGUUCCAGAGGAUGGACUUUUCAGUUGUCCUCUCGGAUGUGGUCGUAGGAUGAAAGAAGCGGUGAUGUUCACCCACCUUGAUGUCUGUACCGGACAAAAAGCUCCAAGUCCAGCUAAACCGGCAACCUUUGGAUCUUUACAACCCCAACGACACGCCACCCAGAAUUUCAUUGACCCACCCGAAAGACUCCCUGCCAUAAAUUACUCUUUGUUGAAAGAUGGCCAAUUGAAAAAAAAGUUUCGAGAGCUAGGCAUCCCGGACUGGGGAUCGAGGGCGCUCUUGCAGCGACGUCAUACUGAGUGGAUGAAUCUUUGGAACGCCAACUGCGACUCACGGAACCCCAAACCAAAAAGGGAGCUUCUGAAUGAGCUUAAGAUCUGGGAGAAGACACAAGGAGGGGCGCAAACACCAUUCGCAUCGGCUGCGGAUGAGAUUACACGCAAGGAUUUUGACAGAGAGAAGUGGUCUUCAAGUCACGAUGAUGAUUUCAAGCGUCUAAUCGCAAAUGCGCGUAAGAAGAGUGAUGCUCAAAUAAGGUCCACCAUCCCUGGAGCUUUAGCAGCUUCAGAGGACAAUGUGCCGGCACCGGCUGGACCUAUCGAGAUCCCAAUGGGGAAUGGUGAUCCUGUUGUGAUCGAUUCGGAUGGGCCUUGA